Messenger RNA from Cuscuta epithymum, 577 nucleotides. The record is from the annotation of a GenBank genome assembly. Lineage: Eukaryota; Viridiplantae; Streptophyta; Magnoliopsida; Solanales; Convolvulaceae.
UAUUGAUGAGCUAGCUAAAAAAUUGGUAGAGACUAGGAGACAUGUGGACUACACUUUGGUGUUUUUGCUUUUAAAGUUGGUUUUGAUUUUACCGGUUGCGACGGCAAGUGUAGAAAGAGCGUUUUCUGCAAUGAAGAUAAUUAAAACCUCAUUGCGAAAUCGUAUGGGCGAUGAUAUGUUAAGUGAUUGCUUAGUGCCGUAUUUUGAAAAGGACCUCUUUGACAGUGUGCCGAAUGAGAAGAUUUUACAACGAUUUCAGAAUAUGAGAGAACGUCGACAAGUACUACCACGCACUACGGCAUAAUGAUGAUAUGAUUAUGAUUAUGAAGAUUGAUGUACUUGCUGCCCGAGUGUUCCGCUAGUUGCACACGUUUGAUUAAUUAUUGUUGUUUAAAAUUGUAAUCCAUAAACUUGUUUUAAGUUUUAUCCGAUGGCUACUUGAAUUUAUGGUGGAUAGCCUGUGCACUCAAUCAUGUAUAGGUUGAGUGUGGCGGUGACACACCUGUUUUUCCAUUAAAGACUUCCGUUGUACUCUAAAUAUGUUUUAUAAUAAAGAUGUUUUCAUUUCAAAAUGUUA